UUUCUUUUUGGACCUGAAAUUAGUAAUGAUACAUUAAAAGGAUGUGAAUAUACAUCUAAAUUAUCUUUCUCAAAAAAUGCUUACUGGCUGAUAAAUGGCACGACAAGAAUGAAUGCAAACAUCACUGCAGUUGCUUCAGCUACAAAUAGGUUUAAAUUUUCAUCAUGGUCUUUAAAGAAUAUCGCUCGUGGAGUUUCGUAUCAGUGUGUUGUGUACGAUCCAUCAAGAAUGAAGCACGAAUUAAGAAGUGAAGCUGUAUUUUUCAAGAAAGGUAUGAUAUUACAUUUUGUUCGUGUGUGGUUCAAUUUUUGGCAUAUCAUCAAUACCCGGUAUAUUAAUUUUGUGACUCUUCAUCAGUAUUAGUUAGCUCUAAGACAUGGCACACAAUUAGAUAUUUUCCUAAUCCUCGGUUCUAAUCUAUUCAGGUAAGAUCUUUUCCGCCCCGGCUGGAUGCGUUAAAAAUUUUUUUUACAAAUAUUGACCUCAGAAAAAUAAAGAAUUACACUUUUUUAGAAAUCAAGGCAGCGUUUAAAAGAGGACCUAUAUUAAAUGGAUCUACAAUGAGAGGGUGUGAAUAUACCGCAACAAUGUCGCUUCUUUCUUAUACAUUCUGGCUGAUCAAUGGAACAAAUAAAGUUAAUGGAACUGUAGAAGAAUCAACAAAUAAAAACCUUAACAAUUCAUUCUCGUUUCCCAAACUAAUAAUGGACAGAUUUGUUCCUAGCACAUAUUACCAAUGUGGAAUUCAUUAUCCUGAUCGUAUGUCAAAGCAGUUGUUAAGCGAAAAAGUUUACACAGAUAUUGAUGUUAGAUUCGUUGAAGGUCCGAAACUUGUAAAUACGCAGUUACAUGGGUGUUCAUAUAACUCAUCCAUACCUCUCAAUGCAUAUCUUUACUGGCUGGUAAAUGGAACGAUCAAGGAAAAAGGAACACAUUCUAUCUCCUCUAUCUCAACACAGAGUGAAUCUAAUGAGUACAAAUUUUCACAGCUCGAUAUUAUUAACCAUUCACCUGGAAGUUUUUAUCAGUGUGUGAUAUUUUAUCCAAGCAGAAUGGCACAUAUGAUUGUCAGUGAAAGAAUAUACCCUGAUAUCCAAGAUAUUAAUCCCAUCUUUAUAAACCAGCCGAGUUUAAACGGUACCAUACUACAAGGAUGCGAUUACAAAGCUAAUAUCUCUCUUCACAAAUAUGCGUACUGGCUGAUAAAUGGAACUAAAAAAGUAAAUGGAAUCUCCGUGAACGAAACCUCUUUUAGCGAAGUACAUGACUUCCCUGAUUUGCAAAUCUUACAUUAUGAUGCAACAAAUUUCUAUCAGUGUGUUUUAUAUUACCCAAAUCGCAUGAAGAAAAUAGUAAAAAGUUUGGUUAUCACACCAGAUAUAAGAGAUAUCAAUCCUACAUUUAUAACACAACCGUAUCUAAAUGGAAGCAUUUUAUCUGGCUGUAGCUACAAAUCUGACAUAUCAUUGCAUGAAUAUACUUUUUGGUUAAUAAAUGAUUCAGAGGUAUUUCAAACAACUACAUCAGACCCAAUGUCUACAACAGAAAAAGAUCUGUAUAAUUUUCCUGAGUAUGUUAUCCGUGAGUUUAAGCCAAACACGUUUUAUCAAUGUGGUGUAUAUUACUCAAAAAGAAUGAAAGGCAUCGAAUUAAGUGACAAGAUAUAUACAGGUAAUUAUUAUAACCAGUUAAUAACAACAAAUGCAUUUUAUAUAAAUCAGUAUCUGGAUUCUAGAUAUGAAAAGGAAAACUUAAUUGAGAAAAUCACAAUUUAG
Hydractinia symbiolongicarpus is the source of this 1775-nucleotide messenger RNA. RefSeq lists its product as uncharacterized. Lineage: Eukaryota; Metazoa; Cnidaria; Hydrozoa; Anthoathecata; Hydractiniidae. The record is from RefSeq and is a predicted model, not a curated record. The transcript has 5 exons. The coding region runs from base 561 to 1775 and encodes 404 amino acids.